AUGACGAUGGUGGUUUUUCUUUGCUUGAAACUUGAGUGGCACGACACGAUGGGUUCAGAUGAUGUGGGGCAUAUUUCUACACCAGGCCGUUUGCACGGUCUUCUCAACUUUCGGAGUCGCCGAUCACGACGACCAGGCAGCUCAAGCUCGGCUGACACCUCCUCGGACUCAACCUUAACCGCCAAUUCCGACUACGAGAUCACACCCGCAGACUCGACAUUGAAUUCUCCUGAAGUUUCACCUCGUUCUUCCACCUCAUCCACAUCUACUUCAUCCUCUACGACAAAGCAACACAGGAUGCCGUUUCGUCAGAGGAUGGCCCGCCACUUUGGCGAUUCGCUCGCUCCCGAGAAGCCCUAUCUUAGCUACUACGAUGUUCUCUUGACAGCUGAGGAUAUCAAGGCGCUCAAGCAUGACUGGUUAACAGAUAAUAACAUUGCUUUCUGGGAAGAGUACCUGGAACGCGAAACACUUCCCAAGUAUCCUCAAGCUCGCAUCGUGCUGCUUCGUCCUAGCAUGACAUUCCUUCUUAUGAAGGAACCCGACCUCCGAUCAGUCCAAUCCGCCCUUCCCGAUUUCUCAAAGGUCACCCAUAUCUUCCUACCCAUCAACGACAAUCGUAAUGUGAGCGUCGCUGAGGGUGGUAGCCAUUGGUCGCUGCUCCUUGUCUCGGCCCUCGAUGGUGUCGCCUUUCACUACGACUCUCUUGGUGGUGCAAACUACUCCGAGGCCAAUGUCGCUACCCGCAAGCUUGCUACUAUCCUCGGACGACCUCUUCGAUUCAUCAACCUCGAGGAUUGCCCUCAACAGGAGAACGGCAGCGACUGUGGUGUCUUUGUCUGCUUGUUGAUGCGCCACCUCCUCGUCAAGCGACUUCUGUGCGCUAAUGCCCGCGAGAAGGUGUCGAUGAGCAUGGGUGGCAAGAUGGUCGACAGCUAUGGUGGCCGCAAAGAGAUGAUGCGAAUUAUCGAAAAUCUCCGCAAGGAGGGCGAGCGAAGGCGAUCAACGGACUGCUACGGCUCUUGCGAAGAAUUCGAGGAACUCUUAAAGCAAAUCAAGGAAGCUCAGGCGGCAAAGGCGCGCAACGCCCGACAGCCCUCUCGUUCACCACCCCGCUCACCACCCCGUUCACCUCCUCGUUCCCAAGAGGCAAAGAAACCCCCCGUCAACCAGAACGGCAAGGGUUCAAUCGCUAAGGGUCCCGUCACUAAACCCAAGGGUUCUUCUCCGACAAGACUUGUUGAUCAACCCCCUUGGAAAGGAAUGAGACACCGUGUGCGCACAAACUCGAACCCAAUCCUAUCUUCCAAAGAUUCACCACCUCUUGGUCCACGAGCAUGCAAGUCCGACCGAGUCACCAAAGAGCCCAGGAUCCAAACGAGUCCUCACACCCCCGUCAAAGUCCGGGGUAAGCGUGUGAUCGAGACACAAUGA
Molecule: messenger RNA, 1434 nt
Organism: Fusarium redolens
Lineage: Eukaryota; Fungi; Ascomycota; Sordariomycetes; Hypocreales; Nectriaceae
Exons: 6
Coding region: 1-1434 (477 amino acids)
Biological process (GO): proteolysis
Molecular function (GO): deNEDDylase activity; cysteine-type peptidase activity
Source: RefSeq, a predicted model, not a curated record